Messenger RNA from Caenorhabditis remanei, 564 nucleotides. RefSeq lists its product as uncharacterized. The record is from RefSeq and is a predicted model, not a curated record. The transcript has 5 exons. NCBI's taxonomy places the organism in Eukaryota, Metazoa, Nematoda, Chromadorea, Rhabditida, Rhabditidae. Bases 1 to 564 code for a protein of 187 amino acids.
AUGACAGCGAUUCUCCCCAUUACCAACUCCAAACCCACUCCUUCUCCUCCUCCUUUCCGACGACUUUUCGUUAGAGUAUUGGAGGAAAUCGCAUUUGAAUCGAAGAUCCUUGAUACAUUUCUGAUGAUGAUUCUCUUUAUUUGUGUUCUCGGGGUCCUCGUGAUUUCUCCACAGUUUUUACAAGUUUAUGGAGCACAGGAGUUCAAGGGAUACGAUUUGAGAAGAGAUCCCCCAACGCGCCUCCUCUCCAAUCUCAUUGAACAUUGCAGAAAAACUGAUUGUGGAGAUCGCGUUCAAUCUGCUGCAAUCUUUUUGGAUGACAUGGUAAAACUUCUCGUUGACCUCGAUGAAAAAGUGGAUCCUGGAUUCUUGGCUACACUCGAAAUGUUCGCCAUGGACCUCCAACACUGCAAGGACGCUGCAUGUCUCAUUGAUUUCGAGGCGGAGAAUGGUCAAGUGUUUGCAGUGACUCUUUCGAAGGCCCUGAAUCUUAUCCGUGAGUCACCAGAGCGAGCGGAUGAAGUCGUCAUGCGUGGAUACCAGUUUGCGGAAAUUUUCGGAUAA